Ilex paraguariensis (yerba mate) is the source of this 459-nucleotide messenger RNA. The record is from the annotation of a GenBank genome assembly. Lineage: Eukaryota; Viridiplantae; Streptophyta; Magnoliopsida; Aquifoliales; Aquifoliaceae.
AUGGGUAGAAAGAACCACAGCCACAGGUGCAGAGCUAGCAACAACAUGAAUGUCACAACUAGAAAACAUUAUAUUAUGAUGCUGCUGAUCAUAAUAAUAAGCUUCUGCAACCACACAGUCCUUUCAGACAAGGUUCAAGGAAGCAUCAAGAAUAGACUGGGAAACGGGAAGAGCAUGAGAGUCCACUGUCAAUCGAAAGACAAUGAUCUUGGCAACCAGACUGUCGCCGAGGGGAGUGAAUUUGGGUGGGAUUUCUCUCCUAAUAUAUGGGGAACCACCCUUUUCUACUGCGACAUGCAAUGGGAAAGAGUACAAGAAUACCCUUUUGAUGCCUACUCUUUUGCAAGGGACCAUGUUCGAUGUAAGACUCAGUGUUCAUGGUUGAUGGCAGUGGAAGGAGUUUAUGGUUUCAAUGGAGAGACUGGGUUGUGGGAGUUUAUGUAUCAUUGGCCAAAUUGA